CUCUUUCUCAUCGCGCGAUUCGUUGAUGGAGGCCGGAAGCAAUGAAGAUGACGUCAGAAAGGUGAUCACUCAGAGGCUGAGACGAGCAUGUGGAGAUCUUGUGCGUGUCGUGCAGAUCUGCGAGGAUACAACAGCCCUGGGAGAAGAUCUCCACCGUCUACAGUCACGAAUCAAGGUGAGAUGAGAGCAACUGGAAAAUGCUUGGCUUGUCUCGCCACCUCUGGCUGGUCUUGUGUCUGUGUGUGUCAUUGCAGGGGUGUGCCCGUCCUUCUGACAGCAGUGCCGCUCAAUGGCUGGAUUCGGCAGUGACGCAGCUCUCCGCCGCUGACCUGAGUGUCGCUGGGGCGAUAGAUGCACUCGGCAAUGCGGCAGCGGCCUUGCCCGUGGAAGCGUCUCAAGCUGAGGUGAGAGGGAGAGGCUCUGACAGGCACACAGGACCAGGGGGUUAUGUGCAAGAAUUGACGGUUGUGCCUGUGUGUGGUGGUGCUGCUUCAGGACACCAUGGCUGAUGCAGAGGCUGUCACGUCGGCGCCUGCAUUCCAACUGAUCCAUGUGUCGGGGAGGCAGCCGACCGACCGCGGACCGGUGAGAUCAGACAGACAGACAAUCCAUUCGCCAUCCUCUCUGCAUCCGUCUGGUCCCAUUUCUCUGCUUUUGCAUCAAUCAGGCGUCCCUUCGUCUCUCCUCCGAUGAGCUGGCGACCCUCUUCGGCUUCCAUCAGCCAUGGCACCUGACACAUGCAGCACCAGCCCUCGGCCACACCGUCUUCAGCUGGGCGGCUGCCAACUGCACCCACCUCACCAUCGACGGAUCGAACAAGGGCGGCGUGCGGCACAUCUGGGAGAAGAUGCCGCCGCAGGUGGCGUACAGAUGGGGACAGCGCAUGAUCAACCUCACACACAUCCACGUCAUAUUGCCCAAGAGAGAUACCCGCUGGUGUCGCGGCAUCGUUGUCGGGAUCAUCGAGGGCAAUGCACAAGCACGCAAGGCACGGAGAGAGCAGCAGGAGGCGGCAGCACAGCCGGAGGACGUUGCGCGACCUCCCGCUUCGUCCAUCAAGGUCCUCAGCUUCGAGGAAGACACCGAAGUAAAGGCAUAUUGGACCCGCAGUGAGGCGUCAAGAGAGCCUGGCGAUGCUUCCCCCUCGCCCGUCGACUUGUCCAACCUCGAGGAGGUCCGGGACAUGCCGAAGGAGUACGCUUCCGUGCGCGUCGGCGGUCGUGUGUGGCACACGCCGUGCCUGCGAGUCAUGACCUUCAAGACCAACUUGAUGGAUGACGUCAGUGUGUUGGAGCAGUGGCUGGCGUCAUGCGAGCGCCUGGAGGUGUUCGACGACGGCCACGUCCCGCUCUCGUGGGCGGUAACGAACGUCUACGAGAGCGUCCUCGAGCGCAAGACGAAGAUCCUGAGGAUGGCCCCCACUGGCAGCACCUCCCUCUCCCGCCUCAGGUCUAUCGGCGUUAUUCCUCUGCCCAUACCAGAGCAGCUGGGGGAGCUGCCGCCAGAGGAAGAGGUGGCGGCCCUGCGUGAGGUCCUUGUGGCGCGAGGGUGUCGAAGGAGCCUCCGCGAGCUGCAUAUCCAGUCCGAGAGGAGACUCACGGCAGACCACAAGGAAAUGCUGCGGGAGGUGGGGCUCCUCGCAGAGGAGGUGCUCCAUCCUUCCGCCGUCGACCAGCCGCAGGCCCGGGUGCAUCCGGACGGCAGGGACGUCAAGAUGGACCUGGAGCUCAUCGGGUGGAUGAAGAACGAAUCACCUCAGGUGGGUUGGUGGGCGGUACAUGCACUGGCACCUUUCUGCACUGGCAAUCCUCGUGCCGUGCCGUUGUGUCCGCCUGUGUACGUGGUGUCAGGUUCAGAAGAUCGUGCGUUCGUUCGCUUCGCUGGCCGAUGUCGUGUGCUUCGACUCUCGACCAGGGCAUGACGACGCCCAGCUGACGGACCCCGAAGCUGCCGCACACACGACAUACUUCCACCGCGCCCACACUUUCCGCUGCACGGCGAGACGCCUGUCGGUAGCCGAGCUUGACGGCCUCGCCAAGAACCGUGGCCACCCAGAUGCCACAGUGCCGCCACUUGUGCUUCCGAGAUCAAUACAAGACGGUCGUCGACGAUUCGCCCACCACGGCUUUCCAGUUCCUUCGCCAGAUGGGCAGCAACGGGGAGGAGCGGCCUCCACUGUCGGUGCCGAUUCGUGCGUCCCCAGCGGGCAUCCUGCAGUCUGACCAAAGCGGGCUGCUGCAAUGGUACGUCUCGCAUGACCUGCCGGCCAUUGACGAGGUGGACAUCGAAGUGAAAGGUGAGAAGUGGCAACGAAGACAGAAGCAGAUGCACAUGGCGAUGCUGCAUGGCCUGUUUGCUCUGUCUGCUGUUUCUCCCUCCCCAUCCCCACAGGUGGGCUGCCAACUGGUGCCACGUUCGAGGCCUUCUACGGCUCGCUCAUGACCUCCCUCGCUGCCAUCGUCGGUGUCCGUGGCGUGCGCAAGGUGUCUGCCUGCAUCUCGGAUGCUGAUGUGCGUGAGGGCGUCCGCAGGCUGUUCAACGUGCACCUGGCCAUGUUCAACUUGCUGGGCGCCCCGUACACGGUGUCCAUGGUGGACGACACCGUCAGAAUCCACAAGCGAUCGUGAGGGCGAGGCCGCAGAAGGGUGUGUGCAUGCUCCCACUCUGUCAGCGCAUUUUUUCUGUGUGUACUUCACUCCCAGUCCGUCAUAACUUAUUAUUUAUCUGUAGACAUUUUUGUUGAGGCAGCUCUUUUUGGUGCUCGUGUAGUGCACGGGUACAUGCAGCGACGGAUAUUUCUGAUGAGAUUGGCCAAUGCCUGGGUGUUUUUCCUUGCAGGACGGG
This is a messenger RNA of Vitrella brassicaformis, 2844 nucleotides long. NCBI's taxonomy places the organism in Eukaryota, Vitrellaceae. The record is from the annotation of a GenBank genome assembly.